GUUAGCAUCAGAUUUAUACCCGUAUUACUGUGUGCUUAUUAGAUUUGUCAGUUUAAUUUCGUAGAACUCAAAAUGUCUGAUACGGAUACAGCUGAUGAAGUUGUUGAUAUUAGCUGCACACCGCCUAAAAAAAGAGCUAAAAGGCUUCAUUUUAGCGUUAGCGAAAAACAAAUCAUUCUCAACAUUUAUAAACACGAAAUGCACGGAAGCAGUGACUCAAGUGUUCAGGACAUUGUUUGCAAAGUAGCAAGUAUUUCGGGCGUUAGUCGUGCAAGUGUUUACCGAAUUGUUCGGGAAUACAGAUCUAACCAUUCACUGGUCGACCCAAAAAAUUAUCCGCCGAGAAAAAAAAUCAACGAUGCCAUAGACGACUUCGACAGAAUCGCCAUAAGGAGAAUUGUACAUAAUUUAAAGAGGAUAAUGACUCGCCAAGGUUCAAGAGAUCUACCUUCUAAUUAUUCAAAGAAAUGGGGUUCCAAUACAAAAGCGGGAAAAAAGACGAAACAGUUAUCUGGAGAAGGAACUAUCUAAGUCAAAUGAGAAAAUUUCACGCAGAAGAUAGGAAAAUAUACUACCAAGAUGAAACAUGGGUGAAUGCAGAACAUGCACUGGCAAAGGUUUGGAUGGAUUCUUCCAUGAAAUCUUCAAAGCAAGCGUUCUUGAAUGGACUAUCCACUGGAUUAAAAAAUCCCUUAGGAAAAAGGGGAUUGAUAAUUUGCCACAUCGGUAAUGAAGAUGGAUUUGUGUCCGAUGCUUUAUGAGCAUUUGAAUCCAAAAAACGGAAGACUACCAUGAAGAAAUAGUUGGAGCCUCGUUCGAAAAUUGGUUCUCAAAUACUCUAUCGAAGCUUGAAGAUAGUUCGGUUAUAGUAUCUUCGAAGUUGAGUCAUUUAUUUUAACAGUAUACAUACAUAUGUACAGGAUCAGUUAAUACGUAAUUUAGUGUUUGGAUGGCUAGAAGGCAAACAUUAUAGGUCAGCUUUGCUUUGACAUUAUGAAUAAAUACUAUUGCCAAAGGCGAUGUAAAAUAAGUGAAAGGUAUCCGCAAUUCACGUUUGACUGUUUUUCUGUUCUGUAACCUUUCCUUCUAGAUUCACUUUCACAGAAAGAUGAAUUACAAAAAUCUAUCAUAUUUAUUAUUAGCC
Molecule: messenger RNA, 1144 nt
Organism: Acanthoscelides obtectus
Lineage: Eukaryota; Metazoa; Arthropoda; Insecta; Coleoptera; Chrysomelidae
Source: the annotation of a GenBank genome assembly